ACAGUUGUUGCGAUUAGCAGUACAUUGAUGGCACAGUGAUGAAAACGCUCACAACGCAUAGUGAUGGAAUUUCUUUUUUCAUAUAGUGUUGAAAGUGUUAUCAAUCGCAUCAUGUUACGAAAGUAAAUAUCGUUCAAACAACAGGGAAAGGGAUCAAAUAUCGAAAGGAUCAACGAUUUACUUUUAAGGGAUUGUAUUUCAUUUCUAGUACAACUUUUCGUAAGUACAUACUCUUAUGCUUUAAGUGUCGUUUAUUUCUCGCCGCAGAUUUUAAAGUGUUUUACGAGUCGAUAUUAUUGACUUUUUCGAAUGCCUUUCGCAUGUAUUCGAGACAUAAGCGGAUAAAGGUAUUAAGUAAUCUUACCUUUGUUAUAGAAGAUAUAGAUCAUCGUUAUCAUAACAUAUAGAUCGUUUAAAAAAAGCAAUUGAAAUACUUUAAAAGCUUUAAAAGAAGACAAGUAUUCCAACCGUUGACCGUUAGAAACAAUAUAAUAUUUUCAAUUAACACGUAUAUCGAUGCAUUGUCAAUUCGAAAAUGCCAUCGUACUUACAAUUUCUUCAAAUAUUCGAUUAGAUCGGAAUUUUAAGAACACCGCGCCAUGCCCGAUACAUAGGUUCAUGGUGGCUACCGUGGUAAAUGUUAUUUCUAGAUAUAGGUAGUAUUUGCAAUAGGACCGAGCUCGAGGGUAAAACUACAGACGCGGGGCAUCGAACACGGAAACAAGUCUGCAGAAGGGCAAGUGUCGGUUUCAUCGACGACGAUAUCGCGGUGGAAAGGGUAAUAGCGGUAUUGAUUGCAGCGGAACUUGACCGCGCAAACUCUCUGUCUGCCCUCAAUGAAAUGACGUGCUUACAUAUGGAACCACGACGGACGGGACGACGAUAAAAACCUGUGGAUACCACACCUGGCUAACACCUGCCAGUUGAAACGGUGAUGAUGACAUCGACCCUCUGCACCUGCACAUGGCUACUGCUACCCUGCUGCGUUCUCGUCACCCUCUCUACUGGUGAACUGAAUUUUUAUCGAGAUGAAAUCGCUUUUAGGCAAUUGAUGAAGUACCUCGAGGGGCAGAGAACGCAUUUUCUCUCGCUGUUGGCGAAUCAAGCUCACAAGAAGCAUCAUCUGGGCUUGGAUCGCCAAAAGGAGAGGGAUAUUCUGGAAGCGUUGAUCAACAAAGGCAGCUUGGCGGAUAUUCAAAGAAAGGAGAAAGCAAAAGGAUGGAACUAUCGGCAAACGCGAUACAACGAGCCGAUCAACGAAUUACCGCAAGAAAGGGGGCAUUAUUUUUCGUUAUACGAGUUGAACCCGCUCGAAAGUUCUUUGGAGUAUCCAAACUUUAAGUUGCCUUAUCUUCCCCGUGAAAUGAAUGGCGAAGAUACGAAUCUUCAAGACGAUGACUACGGGUACGAUCGGAAUCCAUUAUCGAAACAUUUGUCUUUCGACGAGACCAACUUGGACAGGGGAAUGAAGGAGGAACCGUUGGAAUUUCACGGAAGGUACAGUAGUGGAUCGAUGAACGAGUACGGCAAAAAUGAUAUACAGAUAGAAAAGCUGGAAGCGACCACUCCGGAUUUUACUUUCGAAUCGAAUUUACGCGAUAGACAACCGUUCGCUGUAAAGCCCAAUGAUCCCAGAUAUUAUCAGGAUGCUCCUUUUUUCUUAGAUAACGAAGAUAACUCGGAUUUUGAGCAAUCGAUGAAAAAUAACACGAAGUGGGAACGAGAGAAUACAGCGAUUGGAAAAGGACACACGAUGCAACAGGAGAAGGCGGGAAACAUGGAGUCCAAGUUUAAGGACACGUCGGUGAUCGUGAUACCGGAGUUGGAACGACGUAUGGAGUACAACCCGAUGUUCGUACCUGUAAACCAGGAUUUGAAUAAUGAUAUAUAUUUUAUUGCUAUCGUUGCUGGCUGCAGCGCAGCGGCGAUGUUUGCUCUCGUAUUAAUCGCUUUGACAUGGUGCAGAUUAAAACGGGGUGCCAAAGCGGCUGCUGAUAUAGAAUAUCCAGCUUACGGUGUAACUGGUCCAAAUAAAGAGAUAUCACCAUCUGGAGACCAAAGGCUCGCGCAGUCUGCUCAGAUGUAUCACUUCCAACAUCAGAAACAACAAAUCAUCGCUAUGGAAAAUCGUGUUUCUGCAACCAGAGACCCAGGCUCUGUAUCCGAAGCAGAGAGCGAGGAGGAAAACGAGGAAGGAGACUACACUGUUUACGAAUGCCCAGGACUGGCUUCUACUGGUGAAAUGGAAGUAAAGAAUCCGUUGUUCCAUGAUGAUCCAACACCGGCGACACCAGCACAAUCUAACAAAGAAGAGGACCAUAUAUAGUUCGACUAAAUUCCAAAUAUAUUUGAUUUUAAUAUUUUUUCUGGUGCUUAGCCCACUGUUAACGUACCAUAUCGGAAACAUUUAUCUAUAUAUCGAAUACGUACGCAACUUUAAUAUUUGUACGACGCGGGAAGUCGAGAUAGAAAAUUAACCAAAAGAUCUGACACGAGACCAUUUUUGAGUUUUGUGAAAGAGUUUACCACGUGAAACGAUGAACAUUCCACGUCGUUAAAAACUAUCGUGUUUAUUUGAAAACACA
This is a messenger RNA of Bombus pyrosoma, 2585 nucleotides long. RefSeq lists its product as uncharacterized. The record is from RefSeq and is a predicted model, not a curated record. Bases 935 to 2326 code for a protein of 463 amino acids. The transcript has 7 exons. Gene Ontology annotation, cellular component: membrane. Lineage: Eukaryota; Metazoa; Arthropoda; Insecta; Hymenoptera; Apidae.